Messenger RNA from Scatophagus argus, 3312 nucleotides. RefSeq names its product extracellular calcium-sensing receptor-like. Gene Ontology annotation, biological process: G protein-coupled receptor signaling pathway. Bases 320 to 2920 code for a protein of 866 amino acids. The transcript is spliced from 8 exons. The record is from RefSeq and is a predicted model, not a curated record. Gene Ontology annotation, cellular component: membrane. NCBI's taxonomy places the organism in Eukaryota, Metazoa, Chordata, Actinopteri, Scatophagidae. Gene Ontology annotation, molecular function: G protein-coupled receptor activity.
CAUUGAUGUUAUUAGGAAACACUAUAGCAUGCAGGUAGUCAGAAAGAUCUCUCCCAUGGCUCAUCAUCUACGAUGUUGUCUCAAAAGGGGCACAAUACUGUCAUCGUAAACUAUUGUACUAACUAUGUACAGGUUGUACAGUUAAUGAUGUCACAACUGCCGUAAAUGGGUGGUCCUCUCAGCUUCACAUGUGUUAACUACAGUAUAUAAAUCAGAAGCGUCAUGAACUACAAUCCCUUGCAUGUAACCAGAAAGCUGCUUCUCUCAUAUAUUCAGCCGUUAAACUAUUUAAAAUUACUUACUCAAACCUGGACCAGCAAUGGCAAUGAUAGCUACAAAGCUGCUUAUUUUUCUUUGUCUCUUCAGAAAACUUGGUUUAGCUGCUGCUCUGGUUAACUGUGUUUUUUGGGGUGAAGAGGAGAAAAACAGUUUGUAUGAAGAUGGAGAUGUAGUGAUAGGGGGCUUAUUCCCUCUACACUACAGCCCUGUCGCUUCUCUUUCAACAUACAAUACAAAACCAAUACCUACUAUGUACAAAUAUUUCAAUUCUCGUGCCUUGCGAUGGAUGCAAACCAUGACUUUUGCUAUCAAAGAGAUCAACCAGCGCAUUGACCUCCUGCCACAACUCAAGCUGGGGUUCAACAUUCUUGACAGCUGUGAUGAUGACAUUUCUGUGUCCCUGAGAGCAUCUUUACUGCUGGUGAACGGCCAGCCAGAGAGUUCUAACUCAGGCUGUGCUGCCGUUCAAAGGACUGUGUCCCCAGUAAUCAUAGGAGGUGCUGCCUCUGGAGUGUCUGUGGCUCUGCUGAGAAGCCUGGGUUCUUUCCAUAUCCCUCUGGUGAGCUACUUUGCCUCCUGCAGCUGUCUGAGUAACCAAAGGGAAUUCCCCUCAUUCAUGCGCACCAUGCCUAGUGAUGCCUUCCAGGUCAGAGCUCUGGCCCGGUUGUUUAGCUAUUUUGGCUGGACCUGGGUGGGAGUGAUUGGCAUGGAUACUGAUUACGGUCGCUUUGCCAUCCAGCUCUUCUUGCGGGAGUCAGUGCAGUAUGGUGUAUGUGCUGCCUACACUCAUCUCUACCCUAUUGUCCUCAGUCAGAAGGCUCUAGAUGAACUUCUGGAUGUUAUCCAGACAGCUUCUGCAAAGGUCAUCAUUAACUUCUCUGGUGAGACAGACAUGAACAGUAUUCUGAGAGAGAUUCGACAUCGUAAUAUCACUGGUCUGCAGUGGAUCGCCAGUGAGGCUUGGGCCACUGCCAAAUCACUCUGGGAAAAGUUUGGGGACCUCCUAAAGGGAACGCUUGGAUUCGCCAUUCGGAGAGCUGAUGUGAUUCCAGGGCUGAAACAACACCUCACUAGUCUCAGACCAUCCGACAUUCAUGAAUCAGCAUUCCUGGCAGAGUUUUGGGAAGAGAUAUUUAACUGUCGACUGAACGGAUCAGCGAACAGCCACUCUCACGGGGUCGACAGUUACCUUAACAGAUUGCCAUGUAAAGGGACAGAGGAUUUAAAUAAUAUUUACUCUCCUUAUUCCGAUGUGACACAGCUAAGAGUGUCCUAUAAUGUCUACAAGUCUGUGUAUCUGGUGGCCCAUGCUUUGCAAGACAUGAGUAACUGCAAAGUUGGACAGGGGCCUUUUCUUAAUGGUACCUGUGCAGACCCAAAAGAUUUUAAACCUUGGCAGCUCAUCUACUACAUGAAGCAUGCCAAUUUUUCUGCACUUGGGGAGAAAGUCAACUUUGAUCAAAACGGUGACCCCAUUGCUUAUUAUGAUCUUAUGAACUGGCAAAAGAGGCCUGAUGGCUCACUACAUUUGGUAAAAGUAGGUUUCUAUGACGCCUCCUCGCCUACUGGACGCAGUCUGGUCAUAAAUGACACAGUGAUACAGUGGCCUAUUGGGAAACAGGCCUCCCGCUCUGUAUGCAGUGAGAGUUGCCCUCCAGGCUCCCGCAUUGCCAGGAGAAAGGGGGAACCCAUCUGCUGUUUUGACUGUGUCCCCUGUGCUGAAGGGGAAGUUAGCAAUAAGACUGAUUCUUUAGAGUGCUCACGCUGCUCAAAGGACACGUGGCCCAAUCAAGCAAGAAAUCUCUGCAUCCCAAAGACGGUUGAGUUCCUGUCUUUCCAUGAGCUGAUGGGUGGUGUGCUUUGUGCUGUAUCCGUCCUUGGAGCUUGUAUUUCCCUCUCCAUCCUGGCCAUAUUCUUUACAUACAAAGACACACCACUUGUUCGGGCCAACAAUAUGGAACUGAGCUUCCUUCUCUUGCUGUUUCUUGCUGUCUGCUUCCUUGUUGGUCUGUUGUUCAUUGGUGAGCCUUCAGACUGGCUUUGCCGUAUCAGGUACCCAGCAUUUGGGAUCAGUUUUGCUCUGUGCAUUUCAUGUUUACUGGCCAAGACUAUAGUGGUUCUAAUGGCAUUUAGAUCCACGCUGCCAGGAAGCAAUGUCAUGAAAUGGUUUGGACCCAACCAGCAGAGAGCCAGUGCACUUUUAGGAACAGCAGUCCAGGUAAUAAUCUGUCUUAUCUGGCUGCUCACCAGUCCACCUCAUGCCAAUAACAACACAGGUUACCACAGUGCUAUCAUCAUCAUCGAGUGUGUUCCUGGUUCAGAGGUUUGCUUCUGGUGUGUUCUUGGAUACAUUGGCUUCCUGGCCUGCGUGUGUUUCCUGAUGGCAUUUUUGGCUCGGAAGCUACCAGAUAAUUUUAAUGAGGCAAAGUUCAUCACAUUCAGCAUGCUGAUAUUCUUUGCAGUCUGGAUUACUUUUAUCCCAGUUUAUGUGAGCACAGCUGGGAAAUACACAGUGGCUGUCCAUAUUUUUGCUAUCUUAGCUUCAGCUUUUGGUCUCAUUUUUUGCAUUUUUGUUCCCAAGUGCUACAUUAUCAUUCUGAAACCAGAAAGAAACUCCAAGAAAAACAUGAUGCAAAGAUGAAGAUGGAAGUAAAAUACAUGUGUUGAGUAAGAAUUUACAUGUGUGAGAAAGUCUUUUUAAUGCGAUAUUUGUGUGUUUUUUCAAUAAGGAUUCGUGAUGGAAAUAAAACUGCGAUAUAUAGAAAAUCGUUUUUAAAUGAUGUUGUCCUAAUGCAACCUAAAACAGCUUUUUUCUCAUUAGAAACACUCUGUGUAUUUAAAUUAGUUACAACUACCUAAAUACUAUUCUCUUCUUGAUUUAAAUUAUAUAUAACCUUCUAAUCUAGAGCUUUCUUCAGUGUAUCAUCAGUACGCUGCAGUCUAAAUAAAAUGGAACACCUCUUACAGAGUUAUAAGAGUUAUUUUUUUAUACAUUAUUUAUUUAAAGUAAAUAAUAAUAAAGUAAAUAAUAAU